Molecule: messenger RNA, 583 nt
Organism: Ceratina calcarata
Lineage: Eukaryota; Metazoa; Arthropoda; Insecta; Hymenoptera; Apidae
Product: trypsin-1-like
Exons: 3
Biological process (GO): proteolysis
Molecular function (GO): serine-type endopeptidase activity
Source: RefSeq, a predicted model, not a curated record
AUUGAAGCGUUCAAAAAUCCGUGUAGUGCUUGGUGAUUACGACCAACACGUGAAUACCGAUGGAAAGGCCGUAAUGAGAGCAGUGAGCGCAGUGAUUCGUCACAGAAACUUUGAUAUGAACUCAUACAAUCAUGACGUUGCACUGUUGAGACUUCGCAAGUCCGUGAAAUUUUCGAAAACGGUUAAGCCCGUAUGCUUACCCCGAACCGGCACUGAUCCAGCCGGGAAAGAGGGGACCGUGGUGGGCUGGGGAAGAACGUCGGAAGGCGGUAUGUUGGCUGGGAAAAUCCACGAAGUACAAGUACCGAUAUUAAGUCUACUGCAGUGUCGUAAGAUGAAAUACCGAGCUAAUCGAAUCACGGAGAACAUGAUCUGUGCUGGCAGAGGCAGUCAGGAUUCUUGCCAGGGUGACAGCGGUGGACCGCUCCUCGUGCAAGAAGGUGACAAACUCGAAAUAGUUGGAAUAGUUUCGUGGGGUGUUGGAUGUGGAAGACAAGGCUACCCUGGAGUGUACACUAGAGUGACAAGGUACCUGAACUGGAUCAACACCAAUAUGAAAGAAGGCUGUAUAUGCACAACUUAA